Cyprinus carpio (common carp) is the source of this 687-nucleotide messenger RNA. Its product is annotated as gastrula zinc finger protein XlCGF49.1-like. The record is from RefSeq and is a predicted model, not a curated record. The transcript has 3 exons. NCBI's taxonomy places the organism in Eukaryota, Metazoa, Chordata, Actinopteri, Cypriniformes, Cyprinidae. Bases 1 to 687 code for a protein of 228 amino acids.
AUGCGAUGGAGUGAUAUUAAAGAGGAGAGAGAAGACGUGAAGAUUGAAGACACAUUCAGACUCAAACAUGAAGAGACUGAGACACACACAGACAUGAUGGCGCUGAAAGAGGAGAGUCAAGAUCUGAAUCAAACAGGAGAUUUCAUAACCGGAGAAAAAUCUUUCUUUGAAAAAAGAGCUCAGAAGGCUGGAACUAGAAAAUGUUUCACCUGCCAACAGUGUGGAAGGAGUUUCUCUCAGAAAGGAAAUCUGAAGACUCACAUGAAUAUUCACACUGGAGAGAAGCCGUUCACAUGUGAUCACUGUGGAAAGAGCUUCACACAUCAAGGAACCCUUUAUACCCACAAGAGUCUUCACACCGGAGAGAAGACGUACACCUGCAAACUGUGUGGAAAAACGCUGAAUCGAAAAGGAAAUCUUCAGACUCACAUGAGAACUCACACCGGAGAGAAGCCGUUCACAUGUGAUCAGUGUGGAAAGAGUUUCACUCGUAAAGAAAGCCUUAAAAAUCACAUGCGGAUUCACUCGAGAGAAAGCUGCUGUGUAUGCCAUCAGUGUGGAAAGCGUUUCACCGACAGUAAGCACCUUAAGAAUCACAUAAUGACUCACACUGGAGAGACGCCUUUCAUGUGCCAUCACUGUGGAAUGAGCUGCGCAAACAACACACUAACCUUGAAGUCCACUUGA